AUGAAGGCACAAGACCAAGCCCGUUCGCAAAUAGAAGCAGAAGGCCAGCCCAGGUCAGGGAUAAAAGCAGAAGCCCUGCCUUGGUCAGAGAUACAAGCAGAAGCCCUGCCUUGGUCAGAGAUACAAGCAGAAGCCCUGCCUUGGUCAGAGAUACAAGCAGAAGCCCUGCCUUGGUCAGAGAUACAAGCAGAAGCCCUGCCUUGGUCAGAGAUACAAGCAGAAGCCCUGCCUUGGUCAGAGAUACAAGCAGAAGCCCUGCCUUGGUCAGAGAUACAAGCAGAAGGCCAGCCCAGGUCAGGAAUAAAAACAGAAGCUCAGCCUUGGUCAGAGAUACAAGCAGAAGCCCAGCCUUGGUCAGAGAUACAAGCAGAAGGCCAGCCCAGGUCAGGAAUAAAAGCAGAAGCUCAGCCUUGGUCAGAGAUACAAGCAGAAGCCCAGCCUUGGUCAGAGAUACAAGCAGAAGCCAAGCCUUGGUCAGAGAUACAAGCAGAAGCCCAGCCUUGGUCAGAGAUACAAGCAGAAGCCCAGCCUUGGUCAUUGAUACAAGCAGAAGCCCAGCCUUGGUCAGAGAUACAAGCAGAAGCCCAGCCUUGGUCAGAGAUACAAGCAGAAGCCCAGCCUUGGUCAGAGAUACAAGCAGAUGCCCAGCCUUGGUCAGAGAUACAAGGAGAAGCCCAGCCUUGGUCAGAGAUACAAGCAGAAGCCCAGCCUUGGUCAGAGAUACAAGCAGAAGCCCAGCCUUGGUCAGAGAUACAAGCAGAAGCCCAGCCUUGGUCAGAGAUACAAGCAGAAGCCCAGCCUUGGUCAGAGAUACAAGCAGAAGCCCAGCCCAGGUCAGAGAUGCAAGCAGAAGGCCGCCCAGAUUGGAGAUACAAGCAGAAGGCCAGGCUAGGUCAGAGAUACAAGCAAAAGCCCAGCCUUGGUCAGAGAUACAAGCAGAAGCCCAGCCUUGGUCAGAGAUACAAGCAGAAGCCCAGCCUUGGUCAGAGAUACAAGCAGAAGCCCAGCCUUGGUCAGAGAUACAAGCAGAAGCCCAGCCUUGGUCAGAGAUACAAGCAGAAGCCCAGCCUUGGUCAGAGAUACAAGCAGAAGCCCAGCCUUGGUCAGAGAUACAAGCAGAAGCCCAGCCUUGGUCAGAGAUACAAGCAGAAGCCCAGCCUUGGUCAGAGAUACAAGAAGAAGGCCAGCCCAGGUCAGAGAUGCAAGCAGAAGGCCGCCCAGAUUGGAGAUACAAGCAGAAGGCCAGGCUAG
Molecule: messenger RNA, 1251 nt
Organism: Bufo gargarizans (Asiatic toad)
Lineage: Eukaryota; Metazoa; Chordata; Amphibia; Anura; Bufonidae
Product: foot protein 1 variant 1-like
Exons: 1
Coding region: 1-1251 (416 amino acids)
Source: RefSeq, a predicted model, not a curated record